Messenger RNA from Caenorhabditis remanei, 414 nucleotides. RefSeq lists its product as uncharacterized. The transcript is spliced from 3 exons. Lineage: Eukaryota; Metazoa; Nematoda; Chromadorea; Rhabditida; Rhabditidae. The record is from RefSeq and is a predicted model, not a curated record. Bases 1 to 414 code for a protein of 137 amino acids.
AUGGUAUAUGACGUGGAGUCUCUACAUUCUGAUGAGUUGUUCAGACAUCCAGUGAUCGACGGCGUAAGGUUUUUCACAAUAUGUUGUUUGGAUUGUUCGGUAUCGGAAUGCAUAAAAGUUGGGCAGAAAUGGAUGGAUAAUGAUGUGGAGAUUGGAUCGAGAAUUGAAACAAUUAAUGAUCAGUAUCAACAGAUUGACGAUUACAUCGAAGCGGUGAAGGCUCAAGGAUGGAAAAUAGUUAAUAUCGCCGGAAAAACACUUCAAAUUGAGACAAAAAACCGAAAGAAGCAUCUUCUUCUAAGAGUUCUGCAGGACACCGAAAUACGUAUCCAAUAUAAGGAAGGCACGAUUAUUUUUAUCGUUGUCCCAGCUGACAUUCAACAGAAUGAUUAUGAAAAAUAUGUUGGCAGCUGA